This is a messenger RNA of Tauraco erythrolophus (red-crested turaco), 345 nucleotides long. Lineage: Eukaryota; Metazoa; Chordata; Aves; Musophagiformes; Musophagidae. The record is from RefSeq and is a predicted model, not a curated record.
UUCUCCGGCACCCAUCCCUCUGUUUUCCCACGCCUGGCACAGGUGCUGGAGGACAACGACUACGGGCGCGCGGUGGACUGGUGGGGCCUGGGCGUGGUGAUGUACGAGAUGAUGUGCGGCCGCCUGCCCUUCUACAACCAGGACCACGAGCGCCUCUUCGAGCUCAUCCUCAUGGAGGAGAUCCGCUUCCCGCGCACCCUCAGCCCGGAUGCCAAGGCCCUGCUGGCCGGGCUCCUCAAAAAAGAUCCCAAACAACGGCUCGGCGGUGGCCCCAGCGAUGCCAAGGAGGUGAUGGAGCACCGGUUCUUCGCGCCCAUCAACUGGCAGGACGUGGUGCAGAAGAAG